AUGCCAAACUAUUUCAACAAUUCCCUGGCAAUCGUGCGCAUACAAAUAAUCGGUGCGCUGUUCUUUAUCGGUAAAGUGUACUUCUUCAUAGGCGCAAUCAACGCUGUGCUAGCAACGCUUGCCGUUGCACUGAUCAGUGCUAUCAGCUCUGUGAUGGUGAUACAGGUCAAAGAACACGUGUGUAGAAAGGGCAGGGGCAAGGAUGCAGAGUGUGCGUGUGAGAAGGGCGGUGGUGCCCGUCAGCUCGGUGCAAUCUUUGGUGUUAAUGACGGGUGCACGGUGAAUGAUGGCAAUUGCAGCGAAUUAAUCGAUGAUGAACUUCUAGAAGAGAACGGCAUCAUGCAUAAGCGGCCUUACAGCGAUGAGUACAACGGUGCGUGCAAUGCAUAUGAUGCGCAUCAUGGCGCGCAUGAUAAAAAUAAGAAUGGCACUGGCAAAACGAACAAUGCGGUGCAUAAGAAGCGUUUUUAUGGCACGAAGGAGCAGAAGAGCAUUGGUGAGGGGUUUCAUGCAGAGCGAGCGUGUGAUGGAGGGGGCGGUAAGAAGAAUCGUGUGGACGUGAAUAAAGAAAUUGUUAAAAGGGGGUUUUUGGCAGGAGAGGGUACCAGCGAAAGAACGCGUAGCAAAACGGGCAUUACCGCUGAAAAGAGCACAACGUGCACCCACGGCAAGCAAACACGUGAUAAGCACAGCAUCAAUGGUGUACCGUGUGCUAACUGUGAUCAGGAGGACCAAAAACGAGGCGUAAACCGCCUGUCCACCAAAACACAUGCUGUGAACGAGAAGUGCUGCAAAAAUGCACAGGCAGGCCAACCGCGUAAUAACAAUCGAAGCGGUGCUGCUCCUCCUGUUGCAAAGCGGUGCUCAGCACCGCAGUGUACGCGUGGUUCUUCUACCGAUAAAAAUGCACUCCGUGUAACUGACAAGAAGACAAACCAUGCAAUGCAUGAAAUCAACAACCAUGAAAAAAUAAGAACGAGCAAAAAAGAUCAUGCGCAUUGCAGCAGCACAGAGGAUGGCACAGAGGAGCAAAUACUCGUGUACAGAACGAGCAGCACGGAGAAUAAAAACAAUACGAACCGUAAACUGCACAUGAACAGCAAAGGGUGUGCUGGUGGUGCGGAAGGAAAUGAGCAUGAACUGAACCGUUUGGUCAGAUACAGCAGGAGUGAUGGUGAGGAGGGUAAGGUAAGUGCUGGUGGUGCUGAGCAAAGAAACGGUGUGAGUGAGUUUGAGAGUACGGUGCGUGAAACGGACCACAAGAAGGGCGGUCUAACGCAUGAGCAUGAAAAGAAAGACAAGGUCAAUGCGUUGGCAGUGCAUAAAAAGAAAGACAAGGUCAAUGCGUUGGCAGCGCAUAAAAAGAUAGACAAGGUCAAUGCGUUGGCAGCGUAUAAAAAGAUAGACAAGGUCAAUGCGUUGGCAGUGCAUAAAAAGAAAGACAAGGUCAAUGCGUUGGCAGCGCAUAAAAAGAUAAAAAAGGAACAAAGCAUUGUUAAAAAAGCAGGGAGUAGCAGCACAAGGAGUGGUACCGCCGAAUCGAUCGUAACAAUUCCGAAGAACAAAAAGAUAAAGGAAAUGGCAGUAGAGGAGAGCAUAACAUACGAUGCCCUUGUACGGCAGGUACUAGGAAGCAAGGUGAGCACGUUCUUCUUUCUGUGCAAUUUGGUGCUCGAUCUUACCACCCUGGUCGUGAAUCUGAAGGUGAGCUACAAUUUCUUGGAAGAGAUCCUUAAAUUUGAUGCUAAGCUCAUUCUGGGCACAAUUUUUUUCAGCACGUUCCUUAUGUUUGACAAGGGGCACUUCAUCGUUGGUGUAGGCGAAGCGAUCAUGAUCGUUAUUUUCAUCGGUGCAUCGGUGAUUGAGCACCUCUACCACCACACGAAGGUGUCUGCCAGUGUGUGCAGCACAACCGAUGCAUUAGCGCUGUUCCAUGCCCUGCACAACACCGCGUUCCUCAUCUGGUCGUUCUACACGCAGCCGUUCGUGCUUGAACACCAGAAAAAGCACGUGAUACUCUUCAACGCACUCACCUGCUGCACGCUAACAAGCCUGGGCAUAAUAAGGCACCUCACGUUCCUCAAGACCAACAACCACUUCCUAACGGUUCCGUACAUGAAUGACAUGCUACGUCUUCUAAUCGUAGUUCUGCAGCUGCUCACGUUCUCCAAGCUCAUAAAUACGAUGUGCACAAGACGUGUGGUGCGCAUUUCCAUCUUUGUUUUCGUGUUCGUGUGUUCGUUGUUUGUUGGUAAUUUUUUUUACUUGAAGGCGCUCUUCUUCCUCUUUGGAUCGAUGUGCAUGUUUGUUGUACCGUUUGGCAUGCAUGUGAAGUGCUAUGGGAUGGGGUGGAACGGUGUUGUGGGGGGUGUAGGAGUGUUAGGGGUUGUUUAUGGGGCGUUGAUGCUAUUUGUGGUUAAGAAUGUGUGAUAUUGUAGGGUGAUGUAGGGAUGUAAUAUUAGGGUAUUGUAAUAUUAGGGUGUUGUAAUAUUUAGGGUGUGGUAAUAUUGGUUGUAGUACAGGGUUGUAGUAUAGGGUUGUAUUAUUGGUUGUACUAUAGGGUUGUAGUACAGGGUGAUGUAGGGUUGUAAUAUUUAGGGUGUGGUAUUAUUAAUUGUAAUAUUAAUUGUACUAUAGGGUUGUAAUAUUAAUUGUACUAUAGG
Vavraia culicis subsp. floridensis is the source of this 2663-nucleotide messenger RNA. RefSeq lists its product as uncharacterized. The coding region runs from base 1 to 2430 and encodes 809 amino acids. NCBI's taxonomy places the organism in Eukaryota, Fungi, Microsporidia, Pleistophoridae. The record is from RefSeq and is a predicted model, not a curated record. The transcript has a single exon.